GACCAAGAUAGCUUUAAGAAACUUCAGAAAUUGUACACUUAAAAAAACUUUUAUUAAAGCUCUUUUGAAAACAAAACAACAUUAAUCCUGGAAAUCAAUCUUUAAUUUAUUAAACUUCAAAAAAAGUACAGUGAAAAUAUUUUAAGAUUUGUCAACCAAAGGGGUUACAUGAUGUUUAAGGGCCAUUGACUGUACAAGAGAACUCUUAUACAGUCCAUAGUAGGGGCCAACAGUGUUUGUCCCUUUGUGCCCCCUCCAGGCUUCUAGAUCCUUAACCCCCACACCCCAAAACAUCCCGCAUAGGUGAACCGGUGACUGUGAGGAGCAAGGCUGAUUGUCCAGCCUAUGAUAUCUGAUAGAGUCCUUUAAUCCCUUUUACCGUGACCUAAAUUAAAAGGUUAUUUAUUACAGUGAAAUUUACAACUACAGGUAAAAGUUAUCAAACCUAAUGGUUUUACAUAUACUUGUUUCCCAUUUCAGAAUUAGAAAAUAAUGCAAACAUAAUCCAAUGCUAUAAUUUACUUAAAUCUAUGCUAAUAAAUGACCAACUGGAUAAUUGUUUUCUCAUUUUAGGAAAAAAGAGUUACGAUUUCCGAUUACAUAUGAACGCAGCACCAAAAUUGCCUCCAUUUUGAGCCGUUUCGCUGGUUUCCGGGUUUCCGAGAACAGACCGAUAAAAAAACGGUGUCAGCGGGAAGGAUGGCUCUGCCUGCGAGUCAGGAGUGCGGAUGAAGUUUUCCUAGACACCGUACAUUGCGUGGAAGUGUCAGUCAGACGCCUUAAGUGCGGGUUUUGUUUAAUGUUGUUACCGCUCGGCUAGCCGUUUGACAGCACAGCAGUAAACAAGCUCUGCGCUAAAGCAGCUAACCCACCGCGGCUAGUUUCUGGUCAACCGACCGCAGCUCGCUAAUGUUAGCUGCCUAACCUGUAUGUGUACCUAAAGCGUCACGUCAACGCGUCUCGUUCUGUUUGCUUCUCUGUCGUCGAACUGCUUUGACGAAGGACUGCCGUCGACCACCGACCAUUCAUGUUGUUCUGGAGGACAAAACUACCGAAGCUCGUCAAGUCGGGGAGUUGGUGUGCGUCGACCCACUGCUCACAGUGAAGUUGCUGGCCUUGACGUCGUGUAGAAAAAGUGCCAUACGAGGGUCAGGAUGCCUAUUCCUCCCCCACCUCCUCCACCUGGACCCCCACCUCCCCCAGCUUUCAAUGAGGCCAACAACAACCCCCCCAAGCUGAAUCAGGGCGGGGCCAAAGGCAGAGGAGCGCUGCUGUCGGACAUCCACAAAGGCGCCAAGCUAAAGAAGGUGGUGGUGAAUGACCGCAGCGCCCCGAUUAUAGAGAAAUCUGGCGGUGGUGGCAGCGGAGGAGGAGGAGGAGGAGGAGGAGGAGGAGGAGGGAGCAGUGGUGGAGGUUUUGGAGGUGGAGGACCAAUGGGAAUGGGAGGACUUUUUCAAGGAGGUGUGCCUAAAUUACGGCCCGUUGGAGACGGUCCGGUUGUUGGUUCCCUCGGCAGAUCCGCCCUCAAGCCGCCGGGAUCCCGGCCUGCUGCUCCUCGCCCCCCCACGGGUCGCUCCAGCUCCCCCACCCCGCCCAACAGGCCCUCUUCGUCGGAGCCCCAGCGGUCGCACCGCCCCUCCCUGCCAGACAUCUCCCACUCCCACAACAGCAGCUCCUCCGGCGGGAUGAAGCACAGCACAUCUGCCCCGCCGCCCCCUCCCCCCUUCAACAGAGGAAACCGCGGCAACGCUCCGCAAGCGCCUGCUUCAAGAGAGAAACCCCUCCCACCAACGCCGCAAAGAGCUCCCGCGCCGUCAAGUACGGCGAGGCCCCCGUCGUCCUCGAGCAGACCGCAGCCCAGCGGCUCUCACGCUCCUCCCCCUCCUCCCCCUUACAGACCUCACCUGUCAGGUGGGGUCUCCAACGGGCCCUCCGACGUGGAUGGAGGGGGGGCCCCUGAGCUCCCGCGGAGACACAACUCGCUGCGUAAGAAGCACUCAUCAGGGGGGCGGAGUCAAGCCCCACCGCCCCCUCCUUCUCCAUCCUCCCAGCAGGGCAGCCGGCCACCGCCGCCCGCCAGAGAACCACCUGGACGCAGAGCAGUCCCCCCGGCCCCCCCUCCCAGCUCUCGGAACGGCGGUCGUGAUGCCCCUCCUCCCCCGCCUCCGUAUCGUGGCCACAGCUCUGGAGGCUCAGAGCCCCAGAUCCGGGUGGGGAAGCCUCCUCCCCCCGUCUCCUCCUCAGCUCCACCAUCUACCAGAACGCCAGCGGGGCCGCCCCCUCCUCCUCCACCCAUCCGCAACGGUCACUCCAGCUCCUCCUCUUCUAGACCAAACACAGAUGAAUUCGAAGCCAAGUUUGUUUUUCACCCAAUUGAAGAGCUGCCUCCUCCGGAUGACUACAAGCCCUUCAGCAAGGUCUACCCCAGCAAAAGCAACAAAGCUAUGCUACGAGGAGCCCCUCCGGCGCCGCCGGUCAUGAGGUGAACAGACCGGAGCUCAGGACUGUACUCCACGGCGGGUGGAGGAGGGCGGGUAAAGAAACGCUCAGAUUAGACAUUCCUUACACUAACACUAAAGCAGCAGCCGGACGCUGGGCGCCCAACAGCACGCCGACGUUUGAUGCCCCGUACCUGGACGGGAAAACGAGGAGCCCGCUCCACCUCAGCGACCCCGCCGGCUGACGGGAUGCCAAGAAAUUCCUUUUUGUACUUCAGGUCCAAACUCCAAACACACUUCCUGAUCUGUGCGUCAUUCCAGCUGUUUUGAUAACCUGAUUCUUUGCUUUUUGUUCAUGAAAAGAACUUUUUGUGAUCCAUUUGUUUUAUUUUUUUUGUGUCAACCUUGAUGUUUGUGGGGGAAAAUAAUCAACACUACGAAUUUCCAGCAGACUAACUCGGUCCGGUCUUUCUCCAGACGUUCUGGUGGUUUUGGUUGAUCCGGUCUGGUUGCCGACCGUCAGGGAAGCUGCAGCCGACUCGCUGGUUUUGUUUUUUUCUUUUUCUUCUGUGUGCCAAACGCAGCGGAGUCCCGUGAACGGUGACGACGGCUUCGUGUUCCUGAUUUUUGAGUUUCUCUCGAUGGUGGACGAAGCGUUGAGUUGGGAAGUGUUUUUUUUUAUUUUACAUUUGGAGAGGGAACGUUUCCUGUUAACUGACAUUUGUUGAACUGCUAAAGCAACACUGUGCUGAAUCCAGACUUGAUUCACUUUGAUGUAAGACCGAGAACUGAUUUAAAAAAAGCAAAGAAUGUUCUCCGUUUCUGCAGAGCUGCAGCUGAUGAGUCUGUGAUUCAGCUGCAGAUCUUCAGAGAACUUCACUACAUUCGCAGACGCCUUGAGGAAGCCGAGUGCUGCUGGAGGAAGAUUCAGGAGGAUGAUAGAUUGCUAUGCAAAGGAUGAGUUUGUGUUGAUUGUAGAGAAAACAGGUUAAAAAAAACACUUAAGUGCCACAGAAACUGGUAAGGAAUAGAUGGAUGUUUAUUUUUCAGAAGCCACACUAUGACACUAAUCAUAUCCACUCUGAAAGAUGCUGUUUGGGGUCAGUUUGCUUCUUCUCAGUGACGCAGCGCCUCCUGCUGGUCGAUGCCUUACAUCGCUCUGUCGUCUCUCGGUGGUACCAGUGCUUUUAUAUAUUUUUGUUUUUUUCAGGGGGAAUAUGGUGACAAAGUAAAUAAGAAAUGACUCUAUAUGAAGAUGCAAUAAACAUUGUAUAUUUACACUAAGAAA
Oryzias latipes (Japanese medaka) is the source of this 3726-nucleotide messenger RNA. It is a transcript of the gene wipf2a, whose product is annotated as WAS/WASL interacting protein family, member 2a. Gene Ontology annotation, molecular function: actin binding. Gene Ontology annotation, biological process: actin filament-based movement. The record is from RefSeq and is a predicted model, not a curated record. NCBI's taxonomy places the organism in Eukaryota, Metazoa, Chordata, Actinopteri, Beloniformes, Adrianichthyidae. Gene Ontology annotation, cellular component: actin filament.